UGAAAUGUCAAAAAGGAAGUUUUUUCAUUGAAGUUUCUAGCUGAUCCUCAGCUUUCGCUGUCCUGUCAAAAAGUGUAGAAAUACGAGAGUUGAGUGAGGAUUUUGAUUGCGUUUUGUUUGUGGAAGCAGUUCAAAAUGGCAGGUGUUAGUGGUGCGUGAUAUUUUUCGUGUGAUCUUACCGAGCAUGGAAUCCAACAAAGUUUCCAAUUGUAACUCUAAAAACAGAUUUGCAGAUUACUUUGUAAUAUGUGGUCUUGACUACAGUUCUGGUCUCGAACCAGAUACUUUUGCAGGAGACAAUCUGCAUUCAAGUCCUCUAGAAAGACCCUACAAAUGCAAGGUGCUUGGACACUAUCCUGAGAACGUCACUUGGAAUCCUUUCGACAAAGAUGCCGUGGGCAUGCUAUGUCUACCGCACGGCCUGCAGUUUCGCACACAAAAACACCCUCUUGACCCGAGGUUUCACAGUUUUGUCAUCACCCGACAAGAUGGCAAACGAUACUAUGGUGCUUCUUAUGUCUUCUUUGAGGAAGUCCGCAAUAGGAAAAUAUCCACUGCAAUGCAAACGUUACAGGCCAUGCACCUGACGGAGCUGUCCAGUGGGCAGCAGCCGUCCAGGAAGCACGUACUGGACCACAACACUCGCUCUCUGCCUCGUCACUUCAAGCUGGCCUCCCACCACACUCGGAUAGCGCAGAACUACUACGACCACACCAAGGAUACACUUCACGUCACCAAGAGCAUUGCACUCAUACUGCAGCUGCCCUUCAUACAUGCUGCUGAGGCCUUCCUCAUUGGCUUGUACAGGUGCUGGAAGGAGCAAGGCCCUGUCAGUCUAGAGAGCUACAUAUACAACCUGGUGUACGAGGUGGUAGUCCCGGGUCCGGGCAGAUCCCUUAGCUUCCUCUGCUAUCCGGACUGUGUCACUGUGAUCCAGCGACCCUCCAACAUAGAGGAGCUGCCGCUGUUUGACUACUCGAUGCGUGAGAUGUUCACACUGCUCGGUGUCGACUGUGUGCUGCAACUCUUCACCUGUGUGCUGCUCGAGAACCAGGUGCUUCUGUGCUCAUCUGAGUACCAGAGGCUGAUGCUAGUGGCUGAGUGUAUGACGGCUCUGCUGUUCCCCUUCACCUGGCCUCACGUCUAUGUGCCGAUCCUGCCCUCGUCCCUGCAACACUUCCUGGACGCUCCUGUACCCUUCAUCAUGGGACUGCACAGCCGCGAGAACAGGAUCAACAUACCAAGCGAGGCCAACCUGUGCUACAUUGACCUAGACUCCCGGACUGUCCAGUUACCUGAGGAACUACCCUCGUUUCCACACAAGUCUGAAUUCAUCUGCGAGAUCUCCGAAAUUCUGGACCGAUACAAAGUCCCUAGCAAUCAUGAUAGGAUAAUCAACACACAGACGGACAUGAGUGAGAACAGCCUGAUGACGACCAGUUGUACGUUGCCUCGUAAACACUCGUGGGCUAACGAGCUGGACGACACCUCGAGGCCUCCCUUGCUGUCUUGUCCUGACACACUCAAGCGAUUGGUCAAACUGGCCAGGAGAACAGGUGUUAGCUUGGACGGCAUUGACGGACCGGACUGGGACAUAAAUCUAAACGAUUCACUUCAAGACUCCGAUGAAGAGUUGGACGAGAACCAAGUUAUUGACGAGGAGUCAUACGAGAGGGAAUUACGCUUUAAUAACUCCAUCAGAGAAAUCUUCCUUAACAGAUUCGUACAUAUUUUCGCCUCGUACGAGCAUUUCGUCAUCCAACCAAAUCAGGACAAGGAACAAUGGCUGAGCAACAGAGAGUCCAUGCAGAACUUUGACAAGGCCACAUUCCUGUCAGAUCAGCCGCAGCAUCACCUGCCGUUCCUGUCUCGCUUCAUCGAGACGCAGAUGUUUGCUACAUUGGUGGACAACAAGAUACUUGCGACUUGGAGCAAGACUGAACCAAACCUGAGGGUCUUUGAGAGGCGUAUUAAACUGCUCAGGAAAAGGUACGGUGGAGGAGACGUAGUGAGGUCACCAUGUUACGAGAGAUGUAGCAGUAUCAAUGACUCACAGCGGCUACUGGACAAGCGACUGGCCUCUGUUGAUGUACAAGUCGCCCCACCUCGUGAGAUGUUGACCAACCACGCCUCUCGGAACACUCGUGCCGGCUUCCCCCUCCUGGACAACGUACUGCUGAACCAGGAACCAUCACUUAGGAGUCGUAAGCGCAGCAGCAGUGUACAAUGGCGAGCCCCCCGCUCAGGAUUGACACACUCACUGUCCAGUGUGUCCCUGGAUGAGUUGGAUGCCCCGGCGCCCCGCCGUACCCCUAGUGAAGCUCAUCCCCUCGGUGCUAACACAUUGAAGCCCACCCCCAACAAACCUCCCCCCGCCAUGAGUCCUGCCCUCAUAGCCCAGACCAACUGGAACUUUGUGGAAAAACUGCUAAAGGACUGCAAAGCAAAGACAAAGCGUAUGCUGGUGGAGAAAAUGGGAACUGAAGCUGUCCAGUUGGGCCACUCGACACAAACGUCUCUUGUUGAAGAGAACACUUUGAUAGCCAGUCUGUGUGAUCUGCUGGAGAGGAUUUGGGCUCACGGUCUACACAAUAAACAGGGCAAGUCAGCGCUGUGGUCACAUCUACUCAACUAUCAGGAGCUGGAGGAGUGUAAUGACACCAGCAAACCCAUCGACCCAAACUUCCUCACACCAGCAUUGGCUUGGGUUGUUCUACGGAAACGACUUGAUUAUUCCACCCCUGCCAAGGCUUCAUUCCAACAGAAGCUAUUCUCUUCCAUCCGCUCAGGAUCUGCUAACAUUAUGGACUUAAUCCCCUUUGAUCUGUCAUCCAUGGCGCUGGAAACAUCACCAGCCUCAUCACCCACCGUCGGCCGCAGUCGCUCCGAGACCAGGACCAGCAACACUCGACGGCUCAGUGAGGAGUCUCACGCUCAGCCAUCGCUGCGACCACUGCCCAGCUCACUGACCUUUGACAUGAGAUGUGUCCAAGCCAUGACAGACAUCAAGACACACAUCGGAUAUGCCAGGGCCUGGGUGAGGCUUUCUUUGGAGAAGAAGCUGCUUUCCCGACACCUCCGAACACUGCUCAGCGACACGGCUUUGCUCAAGAGCCAGUAUAAACGUUACGCCUUCCUGAGGUGUGAUGAAGAAAAAGAACAGUUCCUGUAUCAUUUGCUCACUCUGAACGCUGUCGACUACCAUUGCUUCACCAACACAUAUACUAACACAAGGAUACCCUACAGAGUAGCCAUUUUCUCGUCACAGAAGACCAACGCAGGCACGACAACGGCCAACUGUUGGCUCGUAGUGUCUGGCAGUCUCGGCGAGACUCAGCGCGUUCCUGUUCCUCGAGGCUCAUUUGAGUUUGUCUUCCAUCAUAAGAAUCUCGGCAUUUUGACCACUCUGAGGAUUGCUCAUGACAACACUGGCUUGAGUCCCAAGUGGAUGGUGGAGUACGUCAUCGUCAGGAACGAGAUAACUGGCCACACAUACAGUUUCCCCUGCGGUCGCUGGUUGGGUCGAGGGAUUGAUGAUGACUCGACUGAGCGUCUGUUGGUGGGUGAGCGAGUCAGCGAGCACAGUGAACGAGGUAGAGGUAGCAACUCUCCUCGUGUACGCAGUCCGAGCGUACCUCCGCCCAAACGAGCAAUGCCUGUAGCUGAUAUACAGACAAUGCUAGGUGACUGUCUCAACAGCAUUGUCAAGUUCUAUCAUCACCCUGGCAGUCAGGACCAGGUGAGCUCCUGGACACUACUGCUGUGUGGAGAGACGGGACUGGUGGCUUGUCUAGAACAGGUCUUCCUCUUCGGCUUCAAGUCUGUCAGAUUGUUUGGCCGCAAUCUCUACAUAUGGGACUUUAUUGCCAAAGUGAAGGAGGAGAAGGAGUCCGCUGGUGAAUGUGACGACGUGACCAGAUACUACUGUGACUUGGUAGACAAGAUACUGAUGGCUGGUCACUCACUGGGCAAGGACGGUCGGUUUCAGCUGUUCGUCUGUCUUGGAGCAAGAGAUGGGAUGUUGGCGGACGUGUUGCUCAGCGUGAUGGCUGCGUCGCGCUGUGCGCUGGACAUGUACGAGGACCAGUCGUUCCUACGAGACCCGAGUCUACUGCUCUACAUAGGCCAGAUACUGGAGAGCCUCAAUCAGUUUGACAUUGUCUUGGAGAACUCCUUGACGCAGGGAAUCAGCUAAACUACGCACCCUGUACAUAUUCCCUCUCCCUUCAGAAAAUAGAAACCUACAUUAGAGUCUUCAUCACCAGAAUAUAUCCAUGGGUAAGUGGCUGAGUAGUUAGAGUGCUCGCCUGAUACUCAAAGGAUUGCCCGUUCAAUCCUGAUUGAAGUCAGAAACAUGUUUUUGUUUGAAGACUCAGCUGUCUAUGAUUAUUGGGUUUUUAAUAAAAAGAUCUUGGCUUAGAAAAGGCUAUUGGGGUUAAAUUCUCUAUUGCAAGUUAAAUCUGAAUUCAAUAAGUAGUGGCAGCUCUCUAAAAAUAUUAUCUUAUCAAUAAGAAAGAUAUAUUCUGGAUCUCAAAUUCCAGCCAUUUACUUUUUUAAGGGUAAUUUUGGUACUAAAUGGAUUGUAGGCACUUUGGCUUUAACACCCCUUUUCUAAUGUUUUGUACUAUCAUUAUUUUUGGUGCUGUAUAUUUCACAAAAAUUUUGCAUUUAAAAAGUUUUAAACACAGGCCUACUAAUUGGGAACAUGGCUUGAAGUAUGAUGAAGACUCUAACAAAAAUUGUUUCCGUUCUUAAUCGAUUUACAUAGUGUUUAGUGAGAUUUUCUAACUCAGAUUUAUACUAAUAUCUCAUUAAGGAGUUGAUAGUCUUUCUUUUGGAUCUCUCUUUCACAUUAUGACGUGUCUUUUCAUAAUACCUACGUGUAACAUUUUAUUAUUGUUGUAAGAUGGUUGAGAUUUUGGGUAAAAAUGUUUGGUAAAAUUCCAAAAUUGUUUGAAGUUGAAGUUGGAUUUAAAAUUCUCAAACCAAGCUCAAAAAGAGUUUAUUGGAACUAAAUUGAAGCUGCCAGUUCCUUUCACCAAUACAUUUUCCUUUACAUUAUUUUUUAAAUAUGCCUACGUAAGUAAAUACUUUAUGUCUAUAUCAUAUUGAGAUAUAUUAGAUGAUAUUAAUAGGGAUAUAUCAAAUGAUAAAUCUCUUUUUUUAGAUCUGUCAAAUGUGUUCUCCUGUUUUAAGAUUUACAGUUGGUGAAGUUGGUUUCAACUCAAAUGUCAAAUAAUACAACAAAAAUAAAGUAGUAUUUUUAAGAUUGUUAAAUGUAAAAUAUAUAAGGAUGUUGAUACAUUUUAUAUCAGUUAAGUAUAAUGUUCUCUUUAUUUGCUUAUGCUAUUAGCUGUAAAAGUGCAUGGUUUGAUGUUCUAUAAAUAUUAAAUUAGUUGUACUUUUGGGAAAGUCAGAAACUUUACUUUUAGUUGUCUUUCUAGACCCAUUUAAAUUUAGGGAUGAGUAGAACUGGAUAUGAUUGGAAAGGAGUUCUCAUGUUUAUUCCUAAAAUGCAGGAACGUUUUGGGAAUGUUGUUAUUUUUUACUUGUAAAACAUUUGUCUAUGAAUUUAUUAUCGAGCUAACUAUUUUAAAACGAGCAAGUAAUGUUAACUAGCUUGGAAGUUUUUUUGAAAUAAUUGUAAAUGUUAGAUGAUCUAAAGCAAAUCAAGUAGUCAAUAGCCAGUCAAAUAUAUAUAUUUUUUUAUGAAUAUAAGAUUUAGCUUUAUGCUUUACUCUCCAAGAAAUUCAAAAGAUUGGAAAAAGAUCUAAACCACUGUUAAACUGAUUUUGUAUUUAGCUUUAUUUGGCCAGAAAAAAAACAAAUUUAAUCCUCUGUGAUUUUAAUGAUAUCACAAUAUUCCUUUCUUUAAAAUAUCCCUAAAAUAUUGAAUGGCAACAAAAUUGUCUGUGUCUACCAUCCCUAGGUAUUAUUUUAAUGGUCAAUUAUUUUUAACUAUUCCGAUAAUAUGUUCUCGUUUUGACUGAAUUUUUUAAUAUUUUAGUCUUAAUGAUAGCUUUACUUUCCAUGUGAUAUAUUAGUAAGACCCGUUCUCUAUGACAAACCAAAGUGGUUAUAUGUUAGUUUAGCUUUGUAAUAUGUCUUGUAAAUAUUGACAAAUAUAUAAUUUUUAAAGUAUUUUUGGAAUGUCUGUCCAUUCUUUGGGUCUGUAGUUGGUUAGCGAAGGCUUUAGUAUGGAAGCUGGUAAAUUUCCUUGCAUGUCUUUAAUUGUUUCUCUUAAUUUGUGAGUAUCAAUGCAAAGGCAAUUUCUUCUGUGGUUCCUCUAUAAAAGAGCAGAGGUUAAGUGGUAGAGAGGACUUGCAAGUCCUAACUUCGCCACUUAAAUAAAGACAUUUUUCAUUUCAUUUCAAAGAGCGUCUAUAAACAUGUCCGAACCUUGAUCUUGUUUUUAUUGUAUUGUAUUCAUUAAAAUAAAUUCCUCUCUAAGGUAGGUCUUACAUUACAUCUACCUCUUUUGUAUGCUAUAAGUAUGUUUUGACUAAUUAAUGAGAAUACUAAUACUAAUGAUGAUCAUAUACUAUUACACCCCGUAAAUACCAUUGUAGACAUCCCAUCAAUAUGAAAUUUCAUUUCUUAUUUUAAAGUGAACUCAGUUGAAACAUCACGAAAAUAAUGUACUGUUGUCAGUAUUUUUUCUUUACACACUAAUGUACGCUCAUUCUACGUUCUAAUAUUUAUUUUGGCAGCUCUAGUAUUUCUACUAUUUAUUAGUUUGUACUUUUUUGUUAUGGUCUCUGUUUUUUUUUUUAUUUAGGUAUAGUAAUUGUGCCAUGGUAGAAUAUGUUUGUGAUAGUUAUAAAUACUCAUCUUCUUUUUACUUAUUUUGUAAAGUUUGUUGUACAAGUUUAAUCAUGCAGUUGGAUUUAAGCAGUUAUUUUUCUACAUGAGUAGUUACCAUUGUUCAGGGGAUUGUGUAUGACUCAUUGAGUUCCUCUGGGUAGUUUUAGUUUAUUAAUUUUCUGUUUUUAUUUGGUAAAUCUCUAAACUAAUAAGUUUUAUAUAACCCAGUUUUUCCCCUGGACUUUUAGUAUAUAGUUUAAGUUUAAGUUUAUAAACCUAAAUUAGGCCUAAUUGAUUUAUUACUUCUCUAGCAAUGUGUAUUUACAUUUUUAAAUGGUUUGUAAACAGCAGACUAUUGGUACGUUUUAUUGACACUGAAGACUAUAUAUAAUUAGAAACCUAAAACUUGUUUUCUGCAGUGUAAUAGUUUUACAAAACUGUCUUGGUUGAAAAAUGAUACUGCCUACAUAGUUUUCUUUAACACCGAGUAACAAAAAGAGGUAUGGAUAAAUUCUUGAUUUAAACCUAUUUAUUUGUUUAAAUCAUCAAGAAUCAGUUGCCUGUACUGAUAUGAUUUCCUUGUUUCUUACCCUAUUUACCCGUGUUUAUUUUUAGUCAAUCUUAUUAUUUUGAGUAUUUUUUUAAAGUUUGUGAUUAAUUAAUAUUGCAUAUUUAUUGUAGAGUUACAUAGGGAAUACUAGUACAAACAUGUAUUAUUCGACCACAGUCACUACCAAAUUGAUCUCGGUUCCAAUAAAAGAUUGCUUUGUUAACUGCCCCACAUGUUAAACGAUUUAUUUAAAUUGUUUCUACCUCUUAGAGGUGGUUUGAAGAACAAAAAAGGUUUAUAUACAAGUGAUUCCAGAUCAUCAUACCUUUAACCAAAAUCUCCCCUCCCAAAAAAAAAUUUCACUUUGUAUUUUUAAUUAAUUCACUGACGAAUAAUACAAUGUAUCAUACAUAAUACCUUUAUAAAUUGUCCUAAAUCCCAUGUUAUUUGUCAUCCACACACAUUGAUCAACAUUCAGUAAAAAAUUAGGUGAGAACAGUAUAAGAUCAUAUCUGCAAGUAUCUUAUAAAAAGUCCUAAUUUCCAGUAUUGUCAUGCGAUUACUCCAAAAUAAAAACACAACUAAAUUGAGGUGCAAUUUUAAUUUGAUUUAUAUGUUAGGUUUUGUUAAGUUCUAUAUCAAAUAUACAGAUUUUAAAAAGUUGUAUAUUUCACCCACUAUGACUACACAAUGUCUACUUAUA
Molecule: messenger RNA, 8057 nt
Organism: Macrosteles quadrilineatus (aster leafhopper)
Lineage: Eukaryota; Metazoa; Arthropoda; Insecta; Hemiptera; Cicadellidae
Gene: pns
Product: DENN domain-containing protein 5B
Exons: 25
Coding region: 185-4195 (1336 amino acids)
Molecular function (GO): guanyl-nucleotide exchange factor activity; small GTPase binding
Source: RefSeq, a predicted model, not a curated record